GCAUGGUUAAUGGAAUUCUAAAUGUUGUUGAUUUCACCAUGAUAGAGUUAAACAUACCCCACUGAAAUCAACACGACUGGAAAUUUAGCUGUAUUGCAACUUAAUAAUGCCAUGGCAAUGGACCUCUUGUUGCCACUGUCACUCUUAAAGGGCCCACUUUUGCGGGUGAAAGCAACAAAGAGCCUUGUAGCACCUUAAAGGCUAACCAAUUUAUUACAGUAUGAAGCUUUUGUGGACUCACACCCAUUUCACCAUAUGCAGGAAGCAAAAUCUUAGUUGGCAGGUAUAUAAUGGAGAAAAUCUUAAGUUGGGAGUUGAAAUGAGAUGCAAAGAUUGCUGUCAGUGAUAAUUAGAGUUUAAAUGUAUGUUAAACCGGCACAACUAUUAAAGUUAAGAUUGCAGAUAACUUUCUCAGCAUUGCUAAGAUGAUUGUAUAAAUAUGGGUGUGAGGAUUUUUGGGCUGUUCAGAUGUUGCUGAGCUCCAACUCCCAUGAUCCUUGGCCAAUGGCCAUGCUUGGUGAUGGGAGCUGUAGUUCAGUGACCACUGGCGGGCCAAGGUCUCGCCCCCCCCCCUGCGCAGUGGUGCAGGCUGCAGGGAAGAGGGAGUGAGCAUGCCACACCUUGUCUUUACAAGUUUGGGGGGGCAGGGAAACUUGUUGGGACAUCUUUGUUACUUCUUUCCGGUUUGGAACUUCUCACCCUGUUCCUGGAUCAUGACUCCUGAGCACUGUGUCUGCUGCUGAGCCUGUACUGAUAAUUGCCUUAAUAAAGAUCUCUGUCGUAAAUAAGACAGAGAUCGUUAUUAAGGCAAUAAUCAGUACAGUACUUGUAAGCAAGAGUUCCUGUUUGUAAGUUUUAGGUGGCCACUGGUUCUGCUGAGAAGCCAACUCCAUCAGGCUUUACCUUCUCUCAGCUGUUGCCUGGCUGCAGCAGUGGCAGAGGAGGAAAACAGGCUUGCUCCAUCAGUUCUGCUAAAAGACCAGCUCCAUUGGACCUUCACUCCAUCUACUGUCCCCCAGAAGCAGUCGCCUCAAAAGGUCACAGCAGAGGGAGGACAAGGAAGCAAGACCUCUCCAUUAGCAUUAGGCUCCUUGAAUUAUUUCCAUUCCAGCAGCUGCUCCUUAUGAGAACUUUAUAACUAAGAGCUAGUGUCUGAGGUUGCUUUCUCCCCUUUCUGCCUCCCAAUUGCUUUUCCUUUUGCAUUGUGUCUUUUAGACUGCAAUAUAACUGAUCUACAUAAGCAGCUCUUGGAACCUAAGAGCACUCUGCACAUGUAUGAAAAACUCUUUUAUUGCUUGCUAAGUCUUCCAGAGCUUAGGUUUGGCCCUGAAACUGAUUCCAGAGUUCAGCUUUAUUUUGGACUUCGGACAAAACUAGAUGUAAUGUAGGAAUUCUGUGAUUGGAUCUCCCAAUCCCCCAUACCACUCUUUUAUUAAUGAUUAAAAGCAUCCAUAAGAGAGGGAGAAUUUUAAUUAGUGCUGCAGUUCCAAGGAGGGAGGCUUUUUCAACUCAUUUCCCAACACUGUAUCCCAAACAAAUAUCAAUUGUUCUCUGCCCCCCAAAAGCUGUUAUUAGCCAGAGAAGGGGAGAAAGGUAGAAAACUGAGUUUUUGAAUCAAAUGCUUGUACAAGAAGAGCCCUGAUUCUUGAUCAGACCUUCAAAGGUCAAUCUAAUCCAGCAUCCUGUCCCAACACUGGCCCAGCAGAUAAUUUACGGUAUAUAGACAGGAUUUACUGUAUAUACCACUUAAUCAUCAAAAUCUCUAAGCAGUUUACAUAAAAAUGCCUCUCAGAAGUCUGCAAGCAGAACCAAAGUGCACCAGCACACUCGUGUUCCUCAGCAAGCAAUAUUCAGAGGCAUACUGUCUCCAGAAUGUGACUAGUAGCCAAUUAUAGCCACUGUAAAUCAUAAUGCCCUGUGGCAUGUCCUUCUGAAAAUCGGCUGCCCAGAUAAAUUUGUGAACAUCCUCCACGAUAUUAUGACAGCAACCAUCACAGAUAACAAUGGCUCUCAAAGUGAACCAUUCACAGCGGGAUGAGGUGUUAAACAGGGAUGUGUUAUCGCCCCACUCUAUUAUUUUCAUUGCUAUGAUCCUACACAUUGUCAAAGGGAAACUCCCCACUGGGCUAGAUAUCAUAUAUCGAACAGAUGCAAAGCUCUUUAACUUAAGUAGGCUGAAAGCAAAGAGUAAGGUUACCAUAACUUCCAUCAUAGAGCUUCAAUAUGCUGAUGACAACGUAAUGUGUCCACACUCAGAGGAUGACCUCCAAACCAUCCUAAAUAUAUUUGCAGAAGGUUACAAAAAGCUUGGCCUAUUGCUCAACAUCCAAAAAACCAAAGUGCUGCACUGACAAGCACAAAACAACCCCUCUGCAGCUCCACAAAUCCAACUUAAUGGUAUAACCUUGGAAAAUGUCAAUCACUUUCCCUACCUGGGCAGUUAUCUUUCCACAAGGGCCAACAUCGAUGCAGAAAUCCAGCAUUGCCCGAACUCCGUGAGUGCAGCUUUCUCCCAACUGAAGUGCAGAGUGUUUGAGGACCGGGACAUUUGCAGGGAAACCAAAACGCUUGUUUACAAAACUACUGUACUACCAACUUUAUUGUAAGCUUGUGAAACGUGGACCACUUAUAAAUGCCAUCUCCAACUCCUCAAAAGAUUCCAUCAACGGUGUCUCCAAAAAAAUUUAUAUAUCACUUGAGAAGACAGGCAAACCAAUGUGAAGAAGCAAAGAUCACCAGUGUGGAAGCAAUGAUUCUUCAACAUCAACUUUGUUGGACUGAUCACGUUGUUCAGAUGCCUGAUUAUCAUCUUCCAAAGCAACUACUCUAUUCCAAACUUAAAAAUGGAAAGCAUAAUGUUGGUGGUCAAUAAAAGAGGUUUAAAGACUCUCUCAAGGCAAAUCUAAACAAAUGUAGUAUAAACACUGACAAUUGGAAAACACUUGCCUGUGAGUGCUCCAACUGGAGAACAGCCUUUACCCAUGGAUUUUGAAGACUCUCGAACUCAGGACAAAAGUGAGAAACGAACUAAGAGGAAGGCAUAUUUGGCAAGCCCUCUCCAUGAUCAACUCCCACCCGGAAACCUAUGUCCCCACUAUGGAAGGAGGUGUGGAUCCAGAAUUGACCUCCACAGUCACCUAUGGACACACUGUUAAGACCAUGUUCAUGGAAGACAAUCUUACUCAGCUACAAGUGAUCACUAAAGAAGAUAACCCUUUUCUCCAUGAAUUUGUCCAAUCCUGCUUUAAAGCCCUCAAGUUGGUGGUCAUCACUGCCUCCUGCAAGAGUGGGUUCGUUCCAUAGUUCAGCUAUGUGUUGCAUGUAUAAAGACUUCAUUUGGUCUGUUCUAAAUCUUCCAACAUUCAGCUUCAUUGAAUGGCUCCACUGAGUUCUAGUAUUAUAAGAGAGGGAUAUGAUGGUCUGACUAAGGGAGUGUUCACAUUAGCAACUUAGAGGGCACUGAUGUUUUUCCCUAUGCAAAGAGAGAUGAAUGGCUUACAGGAUUACAACUGGUAUGAAUCACAGAAUCAUAAAAUUGUAGUUAAAAAAUAUUGUGAGGGUCAUCUAGUCCAACUCCUGCAAUGCAGGAAUCUUUUGCCCAACGUAGGGCUCGAACCCACAACCCUGAGAUUAUAGUCUCAUGCUCAAUCUACCAAUUGGGCCAUUCCAGCAAUCAUGAAGCUUGUUUGAGAAAAAGAGCAUCAAGCAGUAGUAACUUAUAACAACCUGCAUUUUGGACAACCUCAUGUGAACAUACAUUAAAAACCCAGCACUGGAAGCUCAAUAAGUGUGCAGUAAACCAAGUAUUGACACAAACUUCCAGCCUGGGUAUGGCUGCAUUGCCCUCUACUGGCUAGCUAUACACACAGUGCAGAUAAACCCAGUGCCCAUCAUAGACAAAUAUGUGGGGGCAGUUUGCAGAUUGGGAGGGCAAGAAAAAUGAUGUAUGAGCUUCCCUUCAAGUGGUUUAGGAAACAUCAACCACAUCCUGGAAAAAAAUCUUCCUUCUAAGUUAGUCAAACAUCCCAACUGCAAUCGUGUUGACUCAGAAUGAGGCCCAACUGAAUGGCAAUGAAUCUAAGUUAAUUUUACAAAGCUUUUAUCACAGGUGAGACUAACCUGUAGACUUCCAUACACCAACUCCCCUCACCUCCAGCCAAAAUGACCAAUGAUUAAGAAAAAUGGUCCAACAGUUCCUGAAGAGAAGAGCCAUAGGAUUCCUAUUCCUGAUCCAUGGGCAUAACAACAGUAGCCAACUUUACAGGGUUGCUUAUUUAUUGGAGCCUUUGCACAAACAAAGGCAAAAAACUGAAGAAAUAAAUGUCUAUAAAAAUGUAACCAAUGUAACUUACUGAAAAAUUAGAAAGAGAGAUUUUGGUACCUGUUUCCUCUUUUCUUGAAGCACAUCACACCAUGAAGGGACCACGAUGGAAUUAUAAGCUGAAAGUACAUGGGAAAUUGCUAAAAAUGUGUACACUGACACCUGCUAUAGAAAAGUUGAAUAUUACUUUAUGAGAUAUUAAAUAUUAAUAUCUGCUGUGAAAAACACACACACGUCUCUAAAACAUCACACCCUCUGCUAGUGAUCUCAGAUGGUGAGAGCUGACAGGACUGGUGCCAAAAUGGGACUACAGUGGUACCUCGGGUUAAGUACUUAAUUCGUUCCGGAGGUCCAUUCUUAACCUGAAACUGUUCUUAACUUGAAGCACCACUUUAGCUAAUGGGGCUCCCGUCUGCUGCUGCUGCGCCGCCAGAGCACGAUUUCUGUUCUCAUCCUGAAGCAAAGUUCUUAACCCGAGGUACUAUUUCUGGGUUAGCGGAGUCUGUAACCUGAAGCAUAUGUAACCUGAAGCGUAUGUAACCUGAGGUACCACUGUAUUAAGGCCACAUCCACACCCUACAUUUAAAGCAAUCAACUUCCUCCCAAAGAAUCCUGAAAUUUAUCAAUUGGAGAGCUACUAUUCCCAGCACCCUUAACAAACUAUAGUUCCCAGGAUUCUUUGGGGUAAAGCAUGCAGCUGGAUCAGGCCACAGGGGGCCCAUCUAGUCCAACAUCCUGUUCUCACAGUGGCCAACCAGAUGCCUGUGGGAAACCUGCAAGCAGGACCUCAGCACAGAGCCCUCUCCCAUCCUGUGGUUUCCAGAAACUUGUAUUCAGAAGCAUUGAUCCCUCCAACAGUGGAGGCAGAGAAGAACCAUUGCAUACCCUCCAACAUUUCUCCGAUGAAAAUAGGGAUGUCCCAUUCCAUAAUGAUAAUUUUACUAUUUAUACCCCACACAUCUUACCGGGUUGCACCAUCCACUUCCAACAUAUAUAAAAACAUAAUAAAACAUUAAACCUUUAAAAAACCUUCCCUAUGCAGUGCAGGAUUGCCUUCAGACGGCUCAGGGGUCAGACAACUCCAUACCUUCCAACAUUUCUCCAAUGAAAAUAGGGGCAUCCUAAGGAAAAGUGGGACAUUCUGGGAUCAAAUCAGAAACUGGGAUAGUUUCUCUAAAUCACGGACAUCCCUGGAAAAUAGGGACACUUGGGAGGACCUGCCAUUGUGGCUAGCAGCUAUUGGUAGCCCUUUCCUCCAUGAAUUUGUCCAGUCCUCUUUUAAAGCCAUCCAAGCUGGUGGCCAUCACCACCUCCUGUUGGGGUGACUUCCUUAGUUAACUCUGCUGCCACAUGAAAAAGAUUGCAAUUAAUUUUAUAUGCCUUCACAAUGAACUGCAGGGCAGAAACAUUUUAAGUAAAUCAAUAAAAUUAGAAAUGCUGUUGUGAGUCCCUUUGGAGACCCUGCUCAACAAUCAGGAUGCAAAUUUAACUGAUAAAGAAAGCCAGAUGGAAAAGUUAAAAUAUACAUACUUACCCUUGAUCUAAAAUGACACAAGUUGUUUGGACUGCUCCUGAGUUUCACCACUCUCAAUUAUUUGGUAUUUUGUUGUGUUUUUACUUAUCAGACAACGAGUGGGUCACAAAUAAUUGCAAAUAAAUAAAAUUAGACAUAUAACCCGUAAUUCUAGUAUUUAAUCAAUGUAGGAUUUAAAAAGUGUUACGUGCUACACCAAUACAUUAAAUACUUUAUAUAACAUAUUACGUAGUAAUAUGCCCAACUAAUUAUAGACAUAGCAUGAGUAUUGUCUAUGAUGUAUGAGAUACUAUAUAUUAAAUCAUUAUGCUAUACAUUUUUUUGUGUAUUUCAUUAAAAAAUGUAUAUCAGCACUGCGUUUUAUAUCUAUCUGUAUCUAUAUUGAAGGAGGUGAGGAGGAGGUGAGGUUUAGGUAACCUAAGCAUAGGUUAAAAAUAAAUACUAGUGCUAUGAAUUAUUUAUAUUAUUUAUAUAAAAUUAUUUAGAUCCUUAAAGGGAAACACUUAAUUUGCCUCAGAGUUAGACAUCAUGAAUAUAGCAUAAGGCGCUUAUGCAUAUUCAUGGCCUAGUUUGCCAACGCCGGGGCCGAGGCCUGCCACGAUUUUGCAUAGCAACCGUCUCUAACUGCCAUCCAGGCCGCCACCGUUUGCGCCCGAGGCGGCUUCCUCCUGAGCGACGGGUACGCCGGACCAAUGGGAGCUGAGAGGCGGGCCCCCGAAACGGCGGAGUAUUCUAGAAGGGGCUAGGACGCCACAACCCCCGCCCUGUCGGCGCCUGCGCCUGCGCGGGGACGCCCCUUUCUCUUAUCACUCCCUUUCCUUUUCCUCGAGGCGGGCGGCCGACAUGGCGGUGAAGGCGCUGAACCCCAAGGCCGAGGUGGCGAGGGCCCAAGCGGCUCUGGCCGUCAACAUCAGCGCGGCGCGGGGCCUGCAGGACGUGCUCAGGACCAACCUCGGCCCUAAAGGAACCAUGAAGAUGUGAGGAGAGGGGAAGAAUUGACGGGGAAGGGGGAGGCCGGGGGGGAGGGGAAGGAGCGUGGAUGCCGGAAUGGGCGUGGCCACGUCGAUCUCAGCCCACCCGCGUGGCGCUCGAGGGCUGAAAUGGCGGCGCGUGCGCAGAGCGCGCCAGUGAACCCCGAGCCGGCUACGGGCUCUAGACUAGCGUGUGCAUGUGUGCAAUGAUUUGGUUAGCCCUGCUCAGAGUAGACCCAUUGGAAUUAAGAUGAUUUAAAUGCUAUGCUUUAAUGUUGUAACCCGCCCAGAGGAACCUUCGGGUGAAGAGCGAGUAAUAAAUAAAAGUGGGUCUGCUCCGGAGGAAAAUGAGUAAUAAUAUAUAGUAAUUUAUUAUUUAUGCCCCGCCCAUCUGGCUGGGUUCCCAUUGUCCAACUCGUCAUUAAUACUAUCGUUAUUGAUUGAUUCCUAAUCUCUUCCCCCCCCCCCCUAGAAAUGUUGAACUGUAAUACUAUGGCAUCUGCCACUACCCUGGGGGUAUGAGGUGAAGCAGAGUCAGGCCAUUAGCCUUUCAGGCUCUGUAUUGCCCACAGCAGCGGUGGAUAGGCUUUCAGGCUUGAUGGAUUUGCUUAAGAUUUUUACUACCUAACAUUGAGAUCCUCAAGCUAUAGAGCCAGAACAAAAUAUAGAGCUAUAGAGCCAGGCUGAGCUGUACACCUAGAGUUAAGGAGCAGGGUGUCUCUGAGCAUGUGCUCAGCCAAAUAAUUUGUUUCAGUACCACAGACUUAUCUCAUCUUGGACUUCCAUUCACAAUUGCAAAUCUCUUCUUUGUGAGCUGCUGCCAUUUGGAUGAGACAGCAGUGGGCUUGAUGCAUCCAUAAUCUGACUUGACCAUAUGUGGUGAUAAUUCACAUGUGUCAAGAGUCCCCUCUCUUGCACAACUCCGAAGAGUACUGGAGUCAUCUGUUGUUUGGUGAGGCAAAGCAGCUGCAAAGAAAAUCAGGAAAGGAACCUGGGCCUGUCUGUUUUCAUUUGUGUGUGUAUGUGUGUGUAUGUGUAUAUAUAUAUAUAUAUAUACACACACACACACACACACAUACAUACAUACAUACAACAGGGGUGGGCAUAAAGUUUAUCUCUGAGCAACUUGCAGUAUACUUACUGCUAGCUGCCUGGGCAGCUUGCAGUAGACAAACACAUUUCUGACUCCAAAUUCUAACAAUAGGCAAUAAACUACCCACCCCCUUGUGCCUAAAUUAUACUGGAUGGGGGUGUCCUGGAGUGGGUUUUUGUAUAAAAGGUCUGAGUUCAGUUUUGGCUUCCAAAUAAAAUCUUAGUCUUCUAGUUACUUAAUUCUAAAUGUAUGUCUUGCAGCAGGGUCUGGUUGAUGGAUCUUGGGUGGGGCAGGGGGGAGCAGAUCCUGGUCUGAAACUGGAGAGGUGCUGUCAGUAAGCGUCAACAAUUGAGCUAGAUGGAGAAAUGUCCUGACUUGGUAUAAGACAGCUUUUUAUGUACUGAGUGGAGGGCAGCAAUUUUUGGCUAGCCUUUCCCAAAAUAGAGGAUAAGCCUGUCCGUGGUUGCAUAUUACCUCCAGUAUUGGUGUACUAUGCCUCUGAAUACCAAUUGCUAGGGCAUCAUGAGUGGGAGAGGCUGUUUGUAUUCAUAUCCUGCUUUUAGGCUUGCCAGAGGCAUUUGGUUAGCCAUGGUUUGAACAGAAUGCUGGUCCUAGAUAGGCCUUUGGUCUGAACCAGCAGGUUCAUCUUGUACGCAGUUACAAGGACCCACCUGGCCUUUCACAAGUGGGCAGGCAGAGGUGCUUAGAAGCAGCUCCAACAUUGCUCCUCUUCCUUCCCAAAAGAAGGACGAGUAUCUGGUUGUGGCAUGAUCCCUUUACCUAAAAAAUUGAGUCAUUUUGCAUAUGCUGGCAGCAGCAGGGAUGACUCUGCUAUAAUCACCUCCUGUCCUCAGCAAGAGGAGGCUGGGACCAGAGGGUUGAUGGCUGUGCUCUGUCCCCACACAGGCUUGUGUCUGGUGCUGGAGAUAUCAAACUUACCAAAGAUGGCAACGUCUUGCUUCACGAGAUGGUGAGUUCUUCCCUCCCCUGGAGUCCACUAAGAACGUAACAUUGGCAUAAUCUGGAGGUUUGUGGUGGUAACUGUAGGCAUGAAGAAUUGGCAGCAGGUUGAACAUAAUUGCCCAUCAGAGGUUCAUAACUUGGAAGAUUAUAGGCAACCUUAAAACGAUGAGGUGUAUCCAACUAAGUCCUCAGAGUGCACCCAUUUAAAUGGAUAAUCUUGACUUAGAUCCAUUGAUAUCAGUAACUUAAUUGCAUAUGACUUUAGUUGGGUACAACCCCAGAUGUCUAGUCCAGCCUUUCAGUUGCUGUUGAGCUCUGGCUCCCAUCAGCCACCACAGUCAACAUUUGGGGAUGAUGAUGGGGAUCCCAACAAUAACUGGAAGGCUCCUCCAGAUUAGGGAAGGGCAGAUCUUCUUGAAGGAUCACUCUUAGGUUGUGUCUUUUUUCUUUUCUUUGAAACAUAGUUUUUAUUUUCCUCUUUCAACUGUUUAACAUGGUUGCAUUGGGAUAUAUCUUUGUUUAGCUCAGAGCAUAUGAAAAUUAACAUGCAGUUUUGAAGUGACUGUUCGCCAUCAAAGCCUGGUUCCUUCUCUGGUUCGGAUCGUGGCAUAAGAUGCCAAAAAUACCUAUGCAAGGUUCAGUGUUGGGCUGAUGGGAAAGCACACUGAUGAGGAAUAACUCUUUUGGCUGUUGUUCCCCUUGUACCUCGCAGCAAAUCCAGCACCCGACAGCCUCCUUGAUUGCCAAAGUAGCGACAGCGCAGGAUGACAUCACUGGCGAUGGGACCACUUCCAAUGUUCUCAUCAUUGGGGAAUUGCUCAAGCAGGCAGAUCUCUACAUUUCAGAGGUGUGUAGCAACUUUCUUAAUUUUUUAUUUGCCCUUUGCUGGGUUGUGGGGGUUUGUUUGUUUGUUUGUUUGUUUUUUAGGUGCUUGGCUGCUCUUUAGUUUCAGAUUAAAUAAGUUCACUUACGAGGUUUCAUCGUUUUAGUGAUGCUGGCGCAAGCCUUUGGAUGAAGAUGAAAUGGAUGAUACAGGAGGAAUUUCUGUGGUAGACUCUGACACUAGAAUGUAUAUUUUUGGAAGGAGCAGAGCUCAUCUGUCCGGCAUCUUUACUGCGGAGCUGGACUUCUGUGUUUCUUUAGACCAGGGGCCGAUGGGAGUUGUAGUCCGAAACAGCUGAAGGGCAGCAGUUUGGGGCAGGCUGCUCUCUUCAUACAUCUGCUUCUUUGUGGUGUAAUCAACAGCUGUCUGUGUAAAAAUUUAUGGAGCCUUCAAAUCCCAUUGCACGGUGAACACCCAAGUGAGCUCUGUAGUUCCCUUGGCAUAACUCUGUGCUAGAGUAACCUGUGCUUUACCCUCUGCAUUGCAAGGAACAUACUUCCUUUCAAAUGUAUUCAAAAGGACAGGACAGUUGAUCCUCAGGAGCAGACUUAUUCCUUGAUGAAAAUUUGACAAGAUUCUUGCAGGGGAAACUUUUUACUGCCUUCACAGAUUUAAAGGCAGGUUUUGAUUCUGAUCUCCAGGGUCAGUUAUGGCAGAAACUGGAUGAUGCUCUUGUGAAAGGCUUCUUUGCCUUAUUAAGGCUUAUAAGGAUAUACCCAUUACCCGGGGAAUUAGGAAAGGAUGUAUAUUCUUGUCCCUACUCCAUUCAAUCUGUUUUUAAAUGAUCUUGUGGAUCUGUUACAUUGUGAGAUUCCAGUAUGGCUGAUGUCCCCCCCCCUGCUUUGCCCAAUAACGCAUGACUGAAAAUAUUGAGAGGGUGGUGGAAGUGUGCAGAAAAUUUUUAAUUGUUUGCUUUGGUGUUAGGGUUUGCACCCUCGAAUAGUCACGGAAGGGUUUGAAGCUGCCAAGGAAAAAGCCCUCCAGGUCUUGGAGCAAGUCAAAGUGGUCAAGGAAAUGGACCGGGAGACUCUCCUGGACGUGGCCCGGACCUCCCUCCGCACGAAGGUCCAUCCUGAGCUUGCCGAUAUCCUUACAGAGGUGAGCAUUCAAGAGCCCUCUUAGUUUUCCGCUUCAGGAGAAAAAGAGGUGAGCUUUCAUGUUUUGAUUGGAAGGAGAGCAGCAGUGGAGGCUGGUCCAUUAGGAUGAGGGGGGAAGGGGUUGCCCCACCAGCCUCUACUCAGCCUGGCCACACCCGCCGGCCUUCUUACCUGCAACCAAUCAGGAGGUGGCUCUGCCUCUCAUUGCCUCUGGCUCCACCUACCAUUGGUGUUCUGGCCUUCCUCCCAGUCUUAUGGCCACCAGCUCCCUCUGCAUCAGCAGAGGGUAGAUAUUUGGGGAGAGGCUUGCUAGGUCUUGGAGUGGCCUUUGAUAGGGGCUGCUUUUUCUCUUUCAAGGCCGUCGUAGAUGCCAUUCUGGCCAUCAGAAAACCAGAAGAACCAAUAGACCUGUACAUGGUGGAGAUAAUGGAGAUGAAGCACAAAUCUGAAACAGACACAGCGUAGGUACAAUGGAAGGGGUCUGUUCCUUAAAUCGUUCUUUACAUUUCUUCUUCCACUGCCUUCCUACUGAAAAUCACACAGCUGCCACUGUGUUGCAUUUUCUGCUGCUGAGGAGAUGGCAACGUGCUUAACACUUUCCAUGUGGCAAAGAGACCGAAGGCAUAUAUGCUGUGGCUAGCAGCCUCCCCUUAGUCCGUGCCAAGGAUGCCAUUCUCCAAAUGGUCUCAGUUAGAGGUUCUGAGCUGUGAGAGUCAAACUGGCGUAAGCUUGAGGGCAUGGGUGAAUUCUGUGUUGGCUUUGACAGUGGCCAAUGGAGUCAGACACCAUGCAAAAUGAAAGUUCCUGCUGUGGACACUCCUAGCGGUAUGCUGCAUAUUUGGUAGCCUGCCCAAGUCUGGAAUGGAUACAGGUCUAAAUUGUUUGCCACGUAUUAGGAGUCAGGGUGGUAGUAGAAAGCAGGUGGCUGUGCAUAGAAUAAACAAGACACAAAGUUUGUUUUAAUCAGUUUAUGAUUUGAUGAUUCAAACACAGAGUUGGAAGGGACCCAAAGUCUUUGUUCCUACCUAGGUAUUUGGUUAAAUUGGAAAUACUAGUUGUUGUUGCUGUUGCUGUAGUUUUGCUUGUUUACAAUAGAAUUGUCUAGCUGUUUAUUGGUCAUAUUUAAAUUAUUUUGUAGUUAGUGUGUAUUGUUCUCCUCUGUUUAUUUUUAUUCUGUGUUUCCCUGCUCUGGGAUUGGAAACAUUCAGUGAAAAGCAAGAAAGAUGAUAUUGGAGGGGAGGGGAGUUUCCUUUGUAAUAUGACUUUUCCUUAGACCAGCAGAAUUAAAUAUCAGAUUAAUUAACCUAGGACAAAAUUCUCAAUAAAAUACCGUAAUACGUGAAAUAAAAUAAAAACUGCUUCUUAACAGGCUGAUCAGGGGACUUGUCUUGGAUCACGGCGCUCGCCAUCCAGACAUGAAGAAGAGAGCUGAAGAUGCUUACAUUCUCACUUGCAAUGUAUCACUAGAAUAUGAAAAAACGUACGUAUGCGAUGAGGGUGGCAGGCUUAAUUGGCUGUAGGCUGGUCUGGUCUUCACAUUCAUGGGAGGAGAUUUUUUGCAUCAUCUGAGUGUGCUUCCACCUAUGUGCUUACUGGGGUGAGUUUCCAAUCAUGUUUUUUCUGUUCCCAGAGAGGUGAAUUCUGGAUUUUUCUAUAAAAGCGCAGAAGAAAGAGAGAAGCUAGUUAAAGCGGAACGGAAGUUCAUUGAAGAUAGAGUGAAGAAAAUAAUAGACCUGAAAAGAACUGUGGUUGGAGAGACAAAUAAAGGUUUUGUAGUAAUCAACCAAAAGGUGAGAGUUGGGAGUGAGGAGCUCAGAAUUGAUUGGGACAGUUUUCUAAGAAUAGACCUCUCAUUGCAUUAGUUGCCUUUCAAACUACAAUCUGUAACAUUUCAAAAUAAGAUUAAUUUCUAUUUUUUCAGGGAAUUGACCCUUUUUCCCUAGAUGCUCUUGCAAAAGAAGGAAUCGUCGCUUUGCGCAGAGCAAAACGAAGGAACAUGGAGAGGUCAGUUUCUGGAAGGGUGGGAGGAAACAUCUUGGGCACCAGUUUUAUAAAGUUCAUAAGAUUUACCUACUACUUGAUUGUGCAAGCUCUCAAAGCAGUUUACAAAAAGAAUAAAACAAGAUUUUUUUUAGAAAAAUGAAACAAUAAAAAAAUUAAAAUCAACAGUAAACUAAAAACAUCAGUAUUCUAAGUAUAUGGUAAGGCUUGUGUAAAUAAAAAUGUUUUUAGCAGGUGCCAAAAAGACAGUGCAGGCACCUGCUAGAUGUCAACAGUCGGGGAGUUACAAAUAUGGAAUGGAUAUUUUGGGGCACCUGUAACAGUGCCAGUUCAAGAGGGCAUAUGUGAGAAAGGCAAUCUUACAAGUAGAUUGGUCCCAAAUUACAAAUCAGCAAGCAGUGCAGAUCUGAGCAUAUAGUAGUUCUUACAGUGAUCGGCUGUUUUGGAAACAAUUGAGGGACAGCCUGAGGAAGAGCCUGAGAAAGCUGGUCUUGAGCAGAGUUGGUGGAAAGGGCCCACUUCUCCCACAUGUAGCCAGCUGUCCUGGCUGCUGCUGAGCUGGUCUCUAGUUGGGGAGAGAAGGCCUGAUGGAACUGCCAUAAGACAAUUGCGAAAACGCAUACUCCUUGUGCUGGAGUGAUGCACAGCAGCUCUGGGAGGAGGGUAGACUUCUCUUGUGCCAUGAUUCUAAGUGCAAUUAUAAGACCAUCAGCACUGGUUUCAGUGAAUCUUUGCUUCCAAUAUAACUUAGCACUGCUGACUCGUUAGUUGUGUUUAGCCAAGCUGAAUUUAUUCUUUAGUAGGAAUGGGUACCUAGUGCCCUCUAGAUGAUGUACUGCAGCUCACAUCAGGGAUGGCACAGUAGUCAGGGAUGGUGGGGGUUGGAGUCCAACUCCACCUCUGGGAUAGUGCAGGCAGCUUUCAAGAAGCCAAUCAACCAGUGUUAUUGGUUAGGUUCAACCGUGUGACCUUAAAUGCUAAAACAUGACUUUUCCCCACUUCCCAGGUUGACUCUUGCUUGUGGAGGCGUUGCUAUGAAUUCUGUGGACGACCUCUCUGUGGACUGCCUGGGACAUGCAGGACUUGUGUACGAAUACACACUGGUAUGUGUCACCUUCCCCUUUCACAUUCCUGGCAACAGUUUUGUUUCUGUGGAAAGUGUUGCAAAUUGGGAAACUCCCAAAUGAAGUCUCUUAAUGCCUUCUGGAUCAGUGAAGGCUUCAGUAUUUGCUUAUGUUUUGCCAAAUGGUGGUAAGAUUCCCCCCCCCUCCAGUAGUACCUGGAUUGCAGCUACACAAUUUUGUUUUGUUGCUCAGUUAAUCGGAAUAUGCAACUUGGACCACUGCGUUAAAAAUAAAUAAAAGCAUCUUGGGGAGUAUAGUCAGUGGGCUGACUUUGCUGGAGCCUGGUAGAUUGUUGUGGCAUUUAUAACACUCAAAUAAUUCAUUUCCUCAUCAUCUUGGCCCCAGGGUGAGGAGAAGUUCACAUUCAUUGAAAAGUGCGACAACCCUCGUUCUGUAACACUGUUGAUCAAGGGGCCGAAUAAGCACACGCUGACACAAAUCAAGGAUGCCGUCCGGGAUGGAUUACGUGCUGUCAAAAAUGCAAUUGAGGAUGGUGAGUUGGGUAUUGGAAUCACUUCAUAAGGAUUUGAUGGGCAGGGCAUGGUGGGUUAAAAGGGGAAACUUUGAUUUUGGUACAUCUUCUCUAGCAAUGGUGGUGGUGGUUCAAUACCUAAGGGGGGAGGGCCCCCCACAAAAGGCCCCAAUUGGUGUGGAAAUAACAAUACGAGUUCUGUAUUGUUAAUAAUAUAAGAGAGUGUCCAAAACAUGUAAUUUGAACAGUUCUGUGCAACCCCCUGUAAAACAACAGCAGAAUGUUACAAUUGAAAGGAACAAACAUAUAAUAGUCAAAAGGAUGUACAUGUUGCCUUGAAUUCAAAGCCAAUGCGGUGUUUAAAUGCUGUGUCACAUUGUCCUUUUUGCAGGGUGUGUGGUCCCGGGUGCCGGAGCCGUGGAGGUGGCUAUAGCUGAUGCCCUCGUGAAGCAUAAGCCCAGUGUGAAAGGAAGAGCCCAGCUGGGAGUCCAAGCUUUUGCUGAUGCUCUGCUUAUCAUUCCAAAGGUCUGCUUGAUGGGAAAAUAAAUCCAUUUAAGGUGUUAAAUUUUCUACCCAGUGGUUAACGCAGCUGGGCUGAUGGAAGUUGCACCUGGACUGCACCAGGCUGGCAAAGGCUGGGUUAAGGGGAGAACCAUCAAUAUAAUCUCCCAAAGGUGCUCCAGUUGCAGAGGGAAGAGAAUGCAGCUGGAAGGGCAGGUUAAAAGGAAGACGAGGACAGAUAGAAAUCUGAAGUGUCAUGAGUGUUGGCAGUUGUGGGGAGAAACCUGAAUUUUCUUUGUGUUGUGAUUCUUUCUCAGGUACUUGCUCAGAACUCUGGCUAUGAUCCACAAGAAACGCUUGUGAAAGUUCAGGCUGAGUACGCAGAGUCCGGGCAGCUGACUGGGGUGGACCUCAACUCUGGUAAGGGAAAGCGUGCAGUAAAAUAGAGGUUGGCUUGAUCUCAAGAAGGGUUGGGACCCUGAUGUGUUGUUGGAAGCCCUUCUGGAUUUCAAACUUGGUGGAAGUGGAGGAGAGGUUGACUGAGGAGCCCCCAAAAUGGCUUAUUUGACUUUCAAGUAUACUUCAUGUGGCUCUGAGUUUAAGGAGAAACAAACUCUCACUCAGAACCCAGCCUCUGGAGAGCUGUUCAGAAUUCCAGCUCGGUCUAAACCAGUUCAUUUGGCAUGAUUACCUCUGUGGAAACCACGGAGAUGGGGUUAGUUUUAUGAACUGGUAGCUGCAGUUGGGGACCAGCUCUUUAUUUUUUUUAAAGAAACCCAACCCAUUUCAUGCCUGCAUAAAGAAAGUCAAACCGGUCUGUGUGAGGUGUUCUUGACUGUCCAAUCUGCAAAGAACAGAGUGAAUUCUGAACCAUAGAAAACCUGGGCAUUGAGGACUAUGGCAAAUGUCCAAUCCCAGAUCCAGUCCCCACCAUCUCCAGGUAGGAUUGGGAAAGGCCUCUAUAUGAAGCCAAGGAGAGCCGCUGCCAACCUGUGUAGAGCAAAAGUUUUUACUCCUCCCCAGCUCCAUGGUUUUGGACCAGUGCUCCUCAACAUCUCUGAGCAGUGGCUGUUUGGGCUCAUAGGAGCCCCAAGAAUGGCUGAAGGGGUUGUAGAUCAGCUGCUUAGGGUGGUUACAGUUCUGAACCAGGUGGGCCAAUGGUAGAAGUUCUUUGGUGUAUGGUUGAUCAAGGCCUAUAGAAGCCCACUGUUGCCUCCCCACCACCACCUCUUGGAAUAAGAUGUAGGUCAUCAUUUAGCUUCUCUAGGCUUUGCUUCAAGUUUUGUGUGCUCAAGGCAGAAUUCAACCAAGGCUUCGCAGCCUAAAGCACACACGAGCCUGUGAAUAAAUUUGUUCAGUCUCCAUUACUGUUUGAAGUAUGUCAGUCAGCUACAGCAUUGCCGUCGCCUUUUUAAACAUUUCUUUCUUGUGUUUUCCAGGUGAGCCAAUGUUGGCAGCAGCGGCUGGAGUUUGGGAUAAUUACAAUGUUAAAAAGCAGCUGCUUCAUUCAAGGUAAAUGUUUUUUCAGCUAGCAGAAGUUGGCAGUUAAAAGAAGAAACACUUGGCUUUUAAAGGGCUUGGCUUGCAGUCCUUCACAGAUCCGUUGGGCAGUCAAGUCCAGUUGCAUUUAGUAACGCUUCCUUUUCAGCAGGCUGGGAUGGUUUUGCUCUAGACUUUGCCUGUAGUCCAAAACAGCUAGAGGGGAACCUGGUUGGCAAAGGAUGGGGCAAACAAAUGAUGGGGCUUGGAAGCUUUCAGGGGGUUCUGUGAGGUGGCAAAUAUGAAGCAUACAUAUCCAGAAGACUGUAUGGGAAGUAAUAUGAAGGAGGGAGGCAGGAUGUUGGUUGCAUUCCACAAACAAUGAAAUCUCUCUUCUCUCCCCCCCCCCCCCCGUUUUCUCUUCUAGCACCGUCAUUGCAAGCAACAUUCUCUUGGUUGAUGAAAUUAUGCGUGCCGGGAUGUCUUCUCUCAAAGGCUGAGCUGAAAAGCUGGCUUGAGGGCAGAGUGUGUCUCUUACAAGCAGCCUCUGGAACGAGUUCAAGGUGUCCCCCGUAUCCCUCCCUGCACAAUUUAGGUGGAUUUUCAGGCCAGCACGAGGAAUUGGAGCUCUGCCUUUGGGAAAUUCUGGCCACUCACAGAUGAAAAUUGUUAGCUUCUGUUACUAUUUAUUUUUUACAUGCACUGACUGACUUAAUACAUCUGAAGUUACUGUCUUUCUACCCAAUAAACAGUUCUGCUCUCUGCUUCGACUGUAGCAAUGUUAAUUUAUGCCAGUCUGUUCUUUCGUCUCUUGUUCUCAGUAGCUGUCCCUGGCUUCCUCUCUGUGUUGUUGGCAGGAGAUUAAGAGUUAAACUCUCUGGCAGGUUCCCCCGCCACCCUCCUUCCAGGUUGACUUCUGACCACUAGCAAGGAGGGUGUUUUCUCAGGUCUUGUUCAUAUUUUUAGCUGGUAGGGAAGACAAUUGCAGAGGUGAAUCUUGUCCUCUGGCACUUAUCCAUCUUGCUCCAUGGGCAAAUGAGCCUGGUGAAAGAUUAUUCUGUAAUGUAUCUCACCGCCUUUGGCAUGGAGACAGCUUUCCUUACAGUACCUACCAGAGAAUUUUGGCUGCUACCCAUUACCUCAUGUCAGUGGAUGAACGUUCUUUUCAGACUAUGGGAGAUAAACAGAACCCCAAAACCAGAGAGAGAGGAAGCUUAAUGGGAGAGGGCAUCCUGGUCCACAGAAAAGAACAGUCUAUACCUGAUUUUUAAACCAGUGAUUCUCAAAGCUGAUGGUGGGAUUACCUGGGGGGACCUUAAGAAUUAAGGGGGUGAUGGAAAGCUGAUGUCAUUGGGUCAAGUUCAUUUAACUAGUUUGAAUUGCAUUUUGAAUAAAUUGGAAUUGUUG
Podarcis lilfordi (Lilford's wall lizard) is the source of this 17846-nucleotide messenger RNA. The record is from the annotation of a GenBank genome assembly. Lineage: Eukaryota; Metazoa; Chordata; Lepidosauria; Squamata; Lacertidae.